Suillus paluster is the source of this 908-nucleotide messenger RNA. RefSeq lists its product as uncharacterized. The transcript has 2 exons. Gene Ontology annotation, molecular function: DNA binding. Lineage: Eukaryota; Fungi; Basidiomycota; Agaricomycetes; Boletales; Suillaceae. The coding region runs from base 1 to 450 and encodes 149 amino acids. The record is from RefSeq and is a predicted model, not a curated record. Gene Ontology annotation, biological process: DNA integration; DNA recombination.
AUGCUCACGGUCAUCAAGGCUACUCUCGUACUGUCGGAAUCCUUCGAUGCUUGCGUUUGGGCAAUGGCGUCCUGUGCCUUCUUCAGUAUGAUGCGGUUCGGCGAAGUCUCUGUUGCUUCCCGAUCAGCCUUUAGUCCAUCCAAACAUCUCACGUCAAAGACAGCGAGGGCCGGGGAAACGCAGUCUAUUUUUCUAAACGAGCAGGGAGAUUUAUGCCCGUUGGCAGCUCUCCGCAAUCUGGUAUCAGUUGUCCCCGCCCUCGCAGAUGACCCUCUGUUUUCGUGGCACGACGCCAAGGGUGAGGUCCACCCGAUGGUGAAAGUUCGCGCUAUGGAACGAAUCAACUCAAUUUUGAUGGGAUGCGGGUGGGGCACUUCAUUCGGUCACUCGUUUCGCAUAGGGGGCGCUUCAUUCUAUCUGGCAAAGAAGGUCGACCCCGAAAUAGUUUGAAUCGCCGGCCGAUGGAAAUCGUUGGCAUACGAGACUUACAUCCGCGCGUUCGAACAGAUCUCCUCCCAGCAUUUGGCUAAUGCCACGUUUCUCUAACCAUCGCCUCCACGUUUUUGGUUGGGCUACGCAGCUUUGAGCCGCGGGUCGUUCCGGGUCGUUGGGUGAGCGGCUCCACCUGCUUGCGUCCCAUCCCGAGCUAACGCUCGGUCCAGCCCAACCUAAUAGAUCGUGUCACCGACUCUUGAGCCAGUCGAAGCCGGAGCGUAGUAAUAAGGAGCCAAUAAGAACAACGGAUAUGCGCCUACACCAGUUAGGUAUCGAGCUGAAACCCAACGCUACUCACCACACACGAAAUCCACAACAUAACCACCGAGUGCUCCUUGUCAAUUUCAAAUGCUACUGACCGUCUAGACAUAUCAGGGAUGCUUAACGGAGCAAAAAAAGCGUAACUUAGUGUG